AUGAAUAAGGUCAUUCAAUAUAUAAUUAACCAUCCGUUAAUUUUUUGGGUUUUAAAAUGCUUACAAUUAAUUUUAUUCCCUAUUGAACAACCAGUUAAUGAUAAACAUGAUAAUAAACUUACUAAAAUUAUAAGUAUAGAUGAAGAUAAUGAAGAAGAAGAAGUCAUCAAGCACGGUGAAUUAUUUCCAAGUAUUGAAAAAAUUAACCCAUUAAAAUCAUCUAUUAAACCCUGUUCUACAGGAAUGGGUAACAAAUUUAUGCCUGUUAAAAGUGAACUUGGUGAAAUAGAAUGGACAUUUACUGAAGAUUAUGAUAAUUCUUCAAUUAAUAGUGAAUUUUUUGUCUACAAUAAUGAAAACCAAGGUCAUCAAUAUCCAGUUCAACAUCAACAUCAACAUCAACAUCAACAUCAACACCAACACCAACACCAACACCAACAUCAACAAUUCAACCAACAACCUCAACAACAGAUGAAUAUUCCUACCCAAUACCCACAAUAUGGAAGGAACUAUCCAACUUUUGAUAUGGAAAAAAUCAGUCCUAUCACAUCUAAUUCAUCAGCUAAUUCAUUCGAUGACAAAUCACCUAAAUCAAUGACUCCUUCAUCAUCAACUGAUGAAAAGAAUCAUCAAUGUCCUCAUUGUGAAGCCACUUUCAAGUUAAGAGGUUAUUUAACUCGUCAUUUAAAAAAGCAUUCAGUCAAUAAGGCUUAUUCAUGUCCUUUCCAUAAAUUCUCAACUUAUAUUGAUGAUAACAAUAUCACUCAUAAAUGUCAUCCAACUGGUGGGUUUUCAAGAAGAGAUACUUACAAGACUCAUUUAAAAUCAAGACAUUUCAAGUAUCCUAAAGGAACUGUUACUAAAGAAAGAUCUAAAUCCCCUGGUAAUUGUUCAAUGUGUGGUGAAUAUUUCCCCAAUAGUGAAAUUUGGUGUGAAAUCCAUAUUGAAGGGGGUGAAUGUAAAUUUUUACCAACAGGUUUUAAAGGUAAGAGUAGAAUCAAGAAUAAAUUGAAGAAAGAAUUGAAGAAGAAGGGAAUGAAUGAAGAUGAAUUCUUCAAUAAAUUAAAUAAUUUAUCACCUCAAAGUCAAGAUGGUGAAUUAAAUGAUUUCCAACAAUUAGCUCAACAUAGACAAAGAUAUCAAUCACCAAAUUUGACUCAAAAUUCCGAAUCAAAAGAAAGUGAUAAAUCAAUUCCAACAAUUCAAAAAACUCCUCAAAUUGAAAUACCUGUUCAUCAACCAAUUCCUGUUCCAAUGAGAGAAAAUAUCAAUUCAAUUCCAAAUUCAAUUCCAAAUUCCAUGCAAAAUUCAAUUCCGAACUCAACCUUUUCCAAUUUUGAUUCUUCAAAUUAUGAUCAAAAUUCUUCCCCUUAUUAUUCAUCCAGUCAAUCAACCCCAAUAAAUCAAGUUAAACCUCAAUUACCAAUUAAUGAAAUCGAUCCUUUUUUCAACUUAUUGGAUUAUGAUGACGAAUUUUGUUUGGAUUCUGAUCAAAGACCUUCUUCAACUCAACCACAAUCACAACCUCAACAACAACCUCAAAAUUUCCAAUCUUUACCACAACAACCUUUCCAAUCUUUACCUCAAAAUUAUCAAAAUGGUCAAAUGAUGCAACAAAUGAUGUCGAAUGGUAAUUUUAAUCAUUAUCAAUUAAACCAAUAUCAAAUGAAUUUAAUGAAUAACCAAAUACCUUUAAAUUUGAACCCAAAUCUUCAACAUCAAAAUUAUUUCGAUGAAGAAGAACAAUAUUAUGUUCAAAUGGUUCAUAAUUAG
Yamadazyma jaroonii is the source of this 1773-nucleotide messenger RNA. NCBI's taxonomy places the organism in Eukaryota, Fungi, Ascomycota, Pichiomycetes, Serinales, Debaryomycetaceae. The record is from the annotation of a GenBank genome assembly.